Messenger RNA from Lathyrus oleraceus (garden pea), 609 nucleotides. RefSeq lists its product as uncharacterized. The record is from RefSeq and is a predicted model, not a curated record. The transcript has a single exon. Lineage: Eukaryota; Viridiplantae; Streptophyta; Magnoliopsida; Fabales; Fabaceae. Bases 1 to 609 code for a protein of 202 amino acids.
AUGGUGCACUCCGAUGUUUUCCCCAAACACGUUGUGUCUUCGGAUGCCAAAGUUGUUGUUGUGAAGGAGGUAGAUGUUAGCAACCAAUUUAAGAAUGAGAAAGAGUUUGAAUUUUGUGAUCACGUGCUUCAAUGGAUUCGUACGGAGGCACUCAAACUGGAUUUUGGUAUGGUAAUCGGAAGGUCUGAUAAUGAUUCGAAUAAAAGAAGUGCAUUUGUGACAAUGACAAGCGAAAGAAGUGGGAAAUAUAAAACUCCUCUAUGGAAUUUUAAACGAGAUGACACCGAUUCAAGAAAAUGUGAAUAUCCCUUUAAGUUGCCUGGUUAUAUGUUGACAAAUAAGAAAUUGAGAUUUAAUGUCAUAUAUGGUUUACAUAACCAUGACUUGUGUGAAAAGUUAGUCGGUCGUCUAAUUGCGUGUCGCCUCAUGCUGGAAGAGAAGAAAUGUGUUUCAGACAUGACAUUGAAUUUGGUUCAACCGAAAAACAUACUUACAACUUUGAAAUGUAAAAGACCCGAAAAUAUCUCAAAUAUGAAGCAAGUGUACAAUAUUUGGUACCAAAAUAACAAGGCACUAAGGGGAUAUAGAAGUGAAUGCAAAAACUAUUGA